AUGAGCCAGCAAUGGGCCCUGGGGGCCAAGAAGGGCCCUGGGCGCCUGGGGGGAGCAAGAAGAGUGUGGGCAGCAGUUUUUUGGCAGAGUGGAAACAGCUUCCAUGUGUUUGACCAAGGCCAGUUUGCCAAGGAGGUGCUUCCAAAGUACUUCAAACACAACAACAUGGCCAGCUUUGUGAGGCAGCUCAACAUGUAUGGCUUUCGGAAGGUGGUGCACAUUGAGCAGGGGGGGCUGGUGAAGCCUGAGAAGGAUGACACUGAGUUCCAGCAUCCCUACUUCAUCCGAGGCCAGGAGCAUCUCCUGGAGAACAUCAAGAGGAAAGUGUCCAGCAUCAAGAAUGAAGACAUCAAGGUUCGGCAGGACAGCGUGACCAAGCUGCUGACUGACAUCCAGGUGAUGAAGGGGAAGCAGGAGAGCAUGGACUCCAAGCUGAUGGCCAUGAAGCAGUAUGCUUCUUCCCCCACCUACAGUGGCUCCAACCUCUAUUCCCCGGAUUCUUCAGCCAACUCUGGUCCCAUCAUCUCCGACGUGACCGAGCUCGCCCAGUCCAGCCCCUCCGCGUCGCCCAGCGGGAGCCUGGAUGGGAGGAGCAGUCCCGUGGUCCGUAUCAAAGAAGAACCCCCCAGCCCCACCCGCAGCCCCCAGGUAGAGGAGACCAGCCCAGGGAACCCUCCUGCUGCUGAGACCCCUCUGUCCCCCUCCACCUUCAUUGACUCCAUCCUGCAGCAGAACAAGAAUGAGCUCAACGACCAUCUGGACACCAUGGAUUCCAACCUGGACAACCUCCAGACCAUGCUGACCACCCAUGGCUUCAGUGUGGACACAAGCGCCCUCCUAGACCUUUUUAGCCCCUCCAUGACGGUUACAGACAUGAACCUUCCUGACCUGGACAGCAGCCUGGCCAGUCUUUUUAGCCCCUCCAUGACGGUUACAGACAUGAACCUUCCUGACCUGGACAGCAGCCUGGCCAGUAUUCAGGAUCUCCUGUCAUCCCAGGAACAGCAGAAACCUGCUGAGACAGAGGCCAGCACGGCAGACACAGGGAAGCAGCUGGUUCACUACACAGCCCAGCCCCUCUUCCUGGUGGACUCAAGUGCCGUGGACGUGGGGAGUGGAGACCUGCCCAUAUUCUUCGAGCUGGGGGAAGGGCCUUAUUUCACGGACGGGGACGAGUGCUCGGAGGAUCCCACCAUCUCCCUCUUGUCGGGGACUGAGCAGCCCAAACCCAAGGACCCCACCAUCUCCUAG
This is a messenger RNA of Chaetura pelagica (chimney swift), 1251 nucleotides long. Its product is annotated as heat shock factor protein 1-like. NCBI's taxonomy places the organism in Eukaryota, Metazoa, Chordata, Aves, Apodiformes, Apodidae. The record is from RefSeq and is a predicted model, not a curated record. The coding region runs from base 1 to 1251 and encodes 416 amino acids. Gene Ontology annotation, molecular function: DNA-binding transcription factor activity; sequence-specific DNA binding. Gene Ontology annotation, biological process: regulation of DNA-templated transcription. The transcript has 11 exons.